CUCUUUCAGGCUGUGGAGGGAGGAGGGGACACAGUAUUGCUGUUAGGGAUGGAUUUGUGUUGAGGCACCGAGGGGGUCCCUGCCUGCACAGGGGAGGCGUGGGGCGUUGACGCCGAGGGUCCCGCCCGCACUGGAGUUCCUGCACAGCCCCCCGGCAUUAGGUCGGGUGGAAGGAGAAGAGCCCAUCUGCAGGAGGGGAGGGGAAAGGAGGGGAGGACAGGGAGACGAAGAGGGGAGGCGUCUGGAUGGUAUUGUGAGGAGCGGAGGAGGAGGAGGCGGCUACGGCGGCGGGAGGAGGAGGAGGAAAAGAGCUCCCUCUUCAGCGCUGAGCGGAAAGUCACAAUGUUUCAAAUUCCUGUUGAAAAUCUUGACAAUAUUAGGAAGGUUCGAAAAAAAGUGAAAGGCAUUCUUGUGGAUAUUGGCCUUGAUAGCUGCAAGGAAUUAUUGAAGGACCUUAAAGAUUAUGAUCCUGGAGAGAAAUAUUUUUACAAUACAUCUUGGGGAGAUGUUUCUCCUUGGGAAUCUUCAGGAAAAAGAAAGAAAUAUCGAACAAAGCCAUACUGUUGCAGCCUGUGCAAAUAUUCAACAAAACUACUUUCUUCAUUGAAAAAUCAUUUGCAUCGCUACCAUGAAGAUGAAAUUGAUCAAGAGUUGGUGGUUCCUUGUUCAAAGUGUGUUUUUGCUUCUCAGCCUAAAGUUGUGGAAAAACACUUUCGGAUGUUUCAUUCUUCUCACCGGAAAAUUCUGAAUUACCCCAUGAAUAUUUUGGGUGAAUCUAAAUCAUCCAGGAGUGAUGUGAUAAACUUCACAUGCUUAAAAUGCCAUUUUACAAACACUUUGUACUACAGCAUGAAGAAACAUGUACUCAUAGCACAUUUUAAUUACUUGAUUACCUCCUACUUUGGCAUGAGAACUGAUGAAAUGCCUGAGCAAGUGAAAAAUGACAGCACUUCACUUGCCAAUAUGAUUCCAUCUUCUGACAAGUACUAUUGUAAAAAAUGUAACAUAGGUGCCAGCAGCCUGGAUGCUUUAAUGUAUCAUAUUUUGACAUCAGAUACCCAUAGAGAUCUGGAAAAUAGGCUCAGAUCUGUAAUUUCAGAACAUAUUAAAAAAACAGGACUUCUUAAGCAAAUGCACAUUGCUCCUAAACUUUCUGCAAAUAUGGCCAUGUCUCCUUUAAAUAGCAGCAAUGCUCCAGCACUAACAGCUGCUGCUUCUACUUGCAUUCAGCUUGCCUUGCCACAAAAUACUCAAAACCAAACUCUGGUACAGUCACAGGCGGUAACUGUGGCCUCAAGUGCCUCUGGGACUCUUACCCAUAGUGCCCCUGCUGCUACCCAAUCACACGUAACUCUUGUAUCUAGCCCUUUGCCAGUGGGCCAGAACAAUAUUGCACUUCAGGCAUCUGUUCCUCAACCUGUUUUUGUUUCUCAUGGCCUCCCACUUAAUCAACCUGUGAGUCCUACAGUUCUUCCCCUAAACCAACCAGUUGGAUCUGUCAAUAAGUCUGUUAGUGCAGGGGUUCUCCCUAUAAACCAAACCAUUCACCCAGGACUUUUGCCCCUCAGUCAGUCUGUUGGAUCUCUAAAUAGACCUGUUGGACCUGGAGUUCUUCCCAUAAAUAGACCCAUUGCACCUAAUGUGCUUCCUGUUAACCAACCUGUUGCAUCAGGUGUCAUCCAAGGAGUUCCACCAAGGAUGAUCUCUAUGGGUAAGACAGUCCCAUCAGGGGUACUCCCUGUAAGCCAGGCAGUCACAUCAGGGGUACUUCCUGUAAGCCAGUCAGUCACAUCAGGGGUGCUCCCUGUGAGCCAGACAGUCACAUCAGGGGUGCUCCCUGUAAGCCAGACAGUCACAUCAGGGGUUCUGCCUAUGGGCCAGACAGUACCAUCAGGGGUUCUGCCCAUGGGCCAGAAGGUAUCAUCAGGGGUACUCCCUGUGAGCCAAGCAGUCCCAUCAGGAGUACUCCCUGUGGGCCAGGCAGUCCCAUCAGGGGUUCUUCAACUCAAUCAGUCUGUUAUGUCAGGAGUUCUUCCAGUUAGCCAGGCAGUGCGACCUGGAGUACUCCAUCUUAAUCAACCAGUUACACCAGGUGUUUUACCUGUAAAUCAGCCAGUCAGACCUAAUGUCUCCCAAAAUGCCACUUUCCUAACUGCAGGCUCUAUCCUUAGACAGCUAAUACCAACAGGGAAACAGGUUAACGGGAUACCUACAUACACCUUAGCACCAGUUUCAGUUACGUUGCCUGUACCACCUGGUGGUGUAGCAAAUGUUACACCACCACAAAUGCCAAUUCAGCUCAUGCAAUCUAGUGCAGCUACCCAGAUAUCUCAUUCCCCAGCUGGUGCACCUUCUCCUCCCAUAGUGGUAAGCACUUCCCAAAAUAUGAUUGUCCCAGCAUCUUCAUCUACUCCAGAAACCAGCCAAGCUGUCAAUCUCAAACAAGCUAAACAAUGGAAAACCUGCCCAGUUUGCAAUGAACUCUUUCCAUCUAAUGUCUAUCAGGUGCACAUGGAAGUGGCUCAUAAACAUAGUGGAUCAAGAUCCAGUGAAAAACUUGAGCCUGAAAAACUUGCAGCAUGUGCACCAUUUUUAAGAUGGAUGAAAGAAAAAAGUCUUCGCUGUAUCUCUUGUAAAUGCUUAAUAUCAGAGGAAGAACUGAUGCAUCAUUUAUUAAUGCAUGGUUUAGGGUGCUUAUUCUGUAAAUAUACUUUCCAUAACAUUAGAAGUCUUUCAGAUCAUAAUAGGACUGUGCACCUUGGAAAGAAGAGAUUAUCUGUGGAUUAUAGCAACAGAGGUUUCCAGGUAGAUAAUGAUGCUAAUGGUGACUUAAUAUUUCCUCAUAUUGAUUUCAUUACCAUGUUGCCAAAGGAAGAACUUGGAGAAAGGGAAGUCUAUUUGGCAAUACUAGCUGGAAUGUACUCCAAGACAGUUGUACCAAUUUAUAUUAAAGUGAGACCACAGACUCUUGAGGAACAUAGCAAUCCUGGAAAACAAGUCAGUACCUGUCCAUUUUGCCUUGGUACUUUUGUAUCCACAGAAAAAUAUGAAAUACAUUUAAAGGAAAGACAUCACGUCAUGCCAACUGUACAUACAUUUUUAAAGUCUCCUGCUUUCAAGUGCAUCCAUUGUUGUGGGGUAUAUACUGGAAAAAUGACAUUAACUGCAAUCACUGUACAUUUGUUACGAUGCAGGAGUGCUCCCAAAGUUAGUAGUUCAGAUCUUCAGAUCCAGCCUGAUCUUAGUGAAAAAGAACUGCCAUUAGUGAAUGGUGAAAUACAUGAUUCUGUUUUUCCUGUCAAGAGAAAACUUCCUGAUCUCUGUUCUGGGGCAGAGGACCAAAGGGAUAAAGAAGAACCUCUUAUCAUAGAUAAUGACGUCACUUCCGUUUCUGAAAAAGCAGUGAAUGUGCCUUCUAAAAAACAAAAGAAUGAAAAUAGGACUGAAGGUCCGCUAAUAAAUGAUGAUGCUCUUCAUAUUCUAGCACUAAAUCCCCAGAAGUAUGAAGACCGUUCAUAUGAGGAGAAAAAACAGUUCCUUAAAGAUUAUUUCCAUAAGAGGCCAUAUCCUAGCAAAAAAGAGAUAGAACUGUUAUCAUCCCUUCUCUGGGUAUGGAAAAUUGAUGUUGCAUCCUUUUUUGGGAAAAGAAGAUAUACCUGCCUAAGAGCAAUAAAAAAUUACAAACCUUCUGUGCUUUUGGGCUUUGAUAUGUCAGAACUGAAAAAUGUUAAGCACAGAUUACACUUUGAGUGUGAAACACAAACCUUAUAAAAGAAAAAGCUAUUUAAGAAAUCACAAAUAAGCAAUCAAAAAACUAGUUUUUAGUAAGUUUUUUGGGGGGAACGGGUGGAGGGCACUUAGAUUUUCUGUUACAGUGUAAUGACCUGAUGAAUUACAAUGGUCUUACACUGCUUCUCUAGAUAUUUCUGGGCACACAAUAUGAAUAGUUGUUUUGUUUUUGUGGAGGUCAUGCUAUUAGUUUUUCCACUUGAAUGUAACUUAUGUUUUAUAUCUGCUUGUUUACCCAGUGGUGUUGAGAUAAUUAGAAACCAAAACCACAUUUUGUUUCGUUCUGGGAUUUUUUGUUUUUUCCAUUUUUGCAUUCAUCCGAGUAGGUAGUUUAUCUUUUAGUGGUGAAUGGUACAGCAAACUUUUUCUUAGACAGGAGUAUAAGUGUUAAAUAAAAAUCCAGUAAUGAAUAUGGCACAGUAAUGGUGUGCUGCAUUAACUUUUGCUAAUUUCUUCUUUGUAAAAUAAUUGCUUGUACUGUGACCUAUUUAUAAUUUUUCAAAUGUGCUUACUUUUACAUUUUAUAGAAAUUAAAAAAUUUUAUUUAUGGAAUAUAUGCCCAGAUCCAAAAUUUGGUGUGUGGUAUUACGAUAAGUUGAUAAAGUUAAAAGCAUCAUUAUUACCAAAAAUGAAGUAAUUUUCUCUAGAUACCAGUAACACAUUUCAGUAUAAAUUUUCCUUUUUUGACAUGUAUUGUUUUCCAUGAAGAGAGGUAAGGCAGUACCUUCUUAGUGCCUUUUACUCAGUGAGAAAUUUGGACUACCUGAAGAGUUUUCCCCGUCCCUUUUAAUUUGCUCAGAAACUGCCCAGAAGGGGACAGGGAGUUGUUUUGUUUUGUUUUGUUUUGUUUUCCAAGAGAAGGAAAUAAGAAUCUAGUAGUUUUACCACUUGGUGGUUACUAAUUAAUAUCCAGGUCAGUGUAAUAGUGACAUGCUGAUUACAUGAAAUUUUCAGUGGAUCUAAUAGAAUUAAAUUAGGCCUAAUGGCCAUUUGUCAGCAAUUAGUAUGUUAAAAUUUAACAGUGACAGAAUUUCCUUAACAUUGGUAAAUAAGAAGGAUACAGCUGUUUGGGUUAGUAUGUCAUUGUACUGAUGUUUAGUUAUGUGAUCUUUCUUCUAUUAUACUUUGACUAUAAAUGGAGAUCUUGGAUAUCACUUGGAAUCUUUUACAAAAUCUAAAAUCAUUUAAAUGAACACAAUCCAGUAACAGAGUAGCCAGUCUAGUCAUUAAGUCUGUUGUAUUGUUUAAAUUCUGGGUUGGGGUUAGGGGGGUGGUAAGGGAGAAAGCAAACAUAUCUUGUUGCUCUUUAUUGAAGGGAUAUAGGGUUUAAAACCCAUAUGAUGGAAAAGUUGGAAUGCUCAAUGGAAAGCUUGGGUCCUAUUAUUCAAUGGAACUUUCUACAUAAUAUUUUUGGGAUAAUACUGCAUGCAACUGUUAAACUGUGUCUUUUGAAGCAAUUGUAUAAUUGGAUUGUGAUUGUCAAUGUACUCUCCUAUUGUAAACUUCAAAGAAAAAGCUUGCUGAACUUUUCCCAUUUAAAAUUUUUUUAUAAAUUGUUUUCAAAAUGUCUAUUUUGAAUUAAAGCUACAUAUUUUCCUAUUGAAAA
Molecule: messenger RNA, 5395 nt
Organism: Antechinus flavipes (yellow-footed antechinus)
Lineage: Eukaryota; Metazoa; Chordata; Mammalia; Dasyuromorphia; Dasyuridae
Gene: ADNP2
Product: ADNP homeobox 2
Exons: 4
Coding region: 343-3771 (1142 amino acids)
Biological process (GO): regulation of gene expression
Cellular component (GO): nucleus
Molecular function (GO): DNA binding
Source: RefSeq, a predicted model, not a curated record